AUGCAUUUCACCUUCCCAGCCUCUGCUGGAAUCCUUGCACUUAGCGCCACUAUGGUGCACGCAACCACUUUCCACAACACAGACUCUGCCUACACCAUCAACGUCGCCAAGAAAGACGGCAGCACCAGUUACGUUGGCCCUAACAGCAGCAUCCAGAUCUCUGACGGCUGGGCAUAUAUUCGCGUCUGUCAACAGCAGAAAGCUGGAGACUGGUUCGUCUGUCGGCCGGGUGAGGUGACCUGGCCGGAUUGGUAUGGCGAGGUGUUUUGGUAUCUAGGCGGAUUGACCGAUGCAAGUGGUAUGUUUUAA
This is a messenger RNA of Penicillium cataractarum, 309 nucleotides long. RefSeq lists its product as uncharacterized. The record is from RefSeq and is a predicted model, not a curated record. Lineage: Eukaryota; Fungi; Ascomycota; Eurotiomycetes; Eurotiales; Aspergillaceae. Bases 1 to 309 code for a protein of 102 amino acids. The transcript is spliced from 2 exons.